AAUUCGCACCAGCAAACCCUAGCCGCACAGUGCAUCUCAAUCGAUCCCAAAUCGAACCAAGACACCCUAGCUGGUAAAGAUGGCAGAUGCAGGUCGCCCUGCCAAUCGUGCCUUGCCCGGAUUCCGGCAGGAACGUCGUGACCUAUGUAGCUCGUCGCGGCCAGAACGCUAUCGAGCGUUUCCACAAGUGCCGCCGUCACAACCCAGCACGUGGUGGAUGCGACUUCUGUAGGUGGCAGCAAUCUCACGCCGAGUCGCUUGCUGCAGCAGCACCUCCGAUGGCGCAAAUCGUGCCUGCGCAGGAGCAAGCCGGCCUAGCGUACAAUGCUGCGGACGUCCACAGGGGGCGAAUGCGGCUGCGACCGGCCAUGGCUUCGCCGGAGUCCACCGCCGGCGAUGGAAGCUAGGCUUCCGCUUCCAAUCGCUCUCUCUGCCGAGCAGGAGGACGCCCGCAUCUGACCUGUCCAUCCCCCGAGUAAGCUCUGAACCCUCCUCCGUCCUUGGAGGCUGGAGGUAGUUGCUAGUUUUUUAGGUCGACAAAGGUUGGAUUGCUCUACACUCUACAGACAUAAUGGAUUCAUUCAGUUCAAUUUAUGAGUGUGUUUUUUCCUAACUUCCUAUGAUUAUUGAAGAGAUAAUAACAGAUCAAAGGUAAUGGAAGUUGCAGAGGUCUAUGCUUAUUAGUAGGGAUGAUAUUUUGCGGAGGAAAUUCAACUCCCCAUCUUUGUCUUGGAUGGCAAUUGCAGUCGAAACUCGCUCUGUCUUAUCUGAAACAAACAAACACACCUCUCAUCAGGGAAA
Triticum dicoccoides is the source of this 801-nucleotide messenger RNA. RefSeq lists its product as uncharacterized. The record is from RefSeq and is a predicted model, not a curated record. Bases 87 to 407 code for a protein of 106 amino acids. Lineage: Eukaryota; Viridiplantae; Streptophyta; Magnoliopsida; Poales; Poaceae. The transcript is spliced from 2 exons.